This is a messenger RNA of Poecilia reticulata (guppy), 5821 nucleotides long. RefSeq names its product protein tyrosine kinase 2 beta, b (gene ptk2bb). NCBI's taxonomy places the organism in Eukaryota, Metazoa, Chordata, Actinopteri, Cyprinodontiformes, Poeciliidae. Gene Ontology annotation, molecular function: protein tyrosine kinase activity; ATP binding. Gene Ontology annotation, biological process: signal complex assembly; protein phosphorylation. Gene Ontology annotation, cellular component: focal adhesion; cytoskeleton. The record is from RefSeq and is a predicted model, not a curated record.
AAAAAAUAUCUGUUAACUUUUGUCUCAAAGAGAGACAAAAAGAAACUUUAUUUCCAGAAAAACCAAGUUACUUUGCUUGACCUGCUAAAACAAAAACCAGAACUGAAAACCAAACAUGGCUUUCUGACACAACAGACUUUUAAUAACUAAACGUUAUUUCUUCAACUUUUAGUUGAAGAAAUAAACAGAUGUGCUAGUUUGUCAAAAUGUUUAUCAUCUUUCCGCAUAAGUUGACAAAAAAAUAAAUAAAAACAUGUUAUGUGACUCUCAACUUAAAUAAAGUAAGUGCAUUUCACUUAGAUUCAUUUUAUAGCAAUUUCACUUGUGGGUGUUAACUAUAUGUGAUGUCUCUAAGUAGCAAGAAUCACCUUAUAGAUUUUAUUUGACAUGUCUAAAAUUGACAUCAAAUUGCACAUAAUACUGUGUGUUGUUGUAACAUAACUUACUAAAAGCCACACAUUUUCUUUUACUAUUAAAUGCAAAUCAUAUUGCAGAUGAUUAUCAGUUUGGGAGAGUCAGUAACUGUCAAGUUCUUAGUCAAGUUUACUCUAAACAUAAACCAUAACACACUAGCAAAACCAAACUGAGACCAUAGCAUUGUGAGCUGAUAGGUUGACUUGUAAGUCAUCUGAAAGUGUGCUUCAAAUAUAACCCAGCUAGAAAACCACAAAUGACUACACAGAAGUAUAACUUGUAUAACUUUCAAGGGUAACAAGUAUAACUUGCUGAUAUUAAGCACAUAUUAUCCUACUAUUAUACACUGAGUAUUGUGCAUAAUACCACUUUCCUGAUGGCAUAAAAGUGUAAACUAAAAGAAAAUCGCAAAGAUACAUUUGGAGCAACACUGAAAUUUUAGCGCCUUGCCUUAGGUUGUUGACAUGUGUAGCUUGUAGCCUACUGAAGUAUUUGCCCUGCUCCAAAUGACUUGAUGUGGGAGUGUUUUAUGUACAAAAAUACCAGCUUUGUACAACAUUUUCCCUCUUCUUUGUAGAAUUAUUUUCAUUCAGCCACAUUGGAGGGUUUAGGAUGAAACCUAGAGCGUCUCAGUCUGAUGUAAGUCUGAACUUCCAAUAGUCUAAUUCAGAGACGAGUUUGCUUGUGUGCGUCUUGUCGUUGUCCAGCUGCACAGCUCCCUGAGCGAAUAGUAAUGAAGACGGCUGGAGUUUAUUCAUCAGGAUUUAUUGGCAGAGAGCUGCACUCAUUCUUCCAUCAAUUAUUGCAUGCCAUAAAGCAGGUCUAGAUAAUUACAUAAGAACCACCAUGCUAUACUGCCACUAGGAGAAUAUCAACUGUGGUAGUUUUAUACCAUAUGCUAUGCAAUGAAGACCUUUAAAAAGGUCUUGCUCACUAUUCUGGUGUCCAUCAAGCUGAUUUUUUUGUGUUUGUUUGUUCAGCAAUGGUACAGUUUACAGCCCGUCUUUUAUUGCCCUUUGGUUUAGAGUUUAAUUCUUUGCCAGUCCAACACAGGGCAACAAAGACUCUCUCAACCAUUCACUCUAAGAGCAAUUUUAGAAUAGUCAAGUAAUGUGAAAUCUUGUUUUUGGACUGUGGGAAGAAGUGAGGGUGUCUGGAGAGAACCUACACAUGGAGAACAUGCAAACUACAUGCAGAAAGACCCCAAGCAACAGUACACGCCUAGUUAUGAGGCAAGAGGGACAAAAAAAAGCCCAUCGUUUGCAAACGAGCCAGAUAUUGACAUAAUAAGCUACACUUUUCCCUUCUCGCAUCCACAUUUUCUGCUCUUCUAUGUGUAUACAAUUUCUUUCUUUUUCCUGGAGAAAAAUAUUCUGUUCUGCUGAAUAUUUUGGCAGAACAGCUUUGGCAAUGCUCCAAACACCGGAUCUGAGUGUUUACUAAUUGUUUUUGUCCAGACCGUGUUUAUACACACCGCAUUCUUUAUGUAUUAAUCUGCAGGACAGUUAAAAGAAAAAAAAGUAAAACCAGUUGCCGAAGCCCUCCCCCCCCUCUGUUGGUCUUCCACCAGAUGAUGGUGCAACAUUCUUUGCUCUCAUCCUCUCAGCUUGUCUCCCUCUUCUGUCUUACACUCGCACACAUAAACACGCCUACAUGAUCCUGCUGGGGAAUUUGUGGCCCCAGGCUAACAAAACACAACCUAACAGCGGUGGAAGAGCCGCUGAGAGAAACCAACACAACUCGGGCCGCUCACAGCGGCCUAACAGCAUGGAGCUGCUCAGUUAGGACGUUUAAAAGGCUCUUUCCUCACCAGCGGGGUUGCAAGGAUGAUGCGGGCGUGACGACGCCAACCCGGCUCUGACGAUGUACGAGGUGAUGUCUGGUGACACCCUGGCCUGGAAAGGAGCCAGUCCAAGACAAAGCAGCACAGAUCCCAGCCCCGAAAACGAGAUUACUGGGGAGGGAGGGCCAGUAAAAAUCCUCAAAGUGUGCUUCUGCACCAACAACAACCUAGGAAAGAAUUUUAAGCUGGUGAAGUGUGACAGCUCCUGGAAAAUUCAGGCUAUCAUUCGCUCCAUCCUGAUCAGCGGUCGAUUGGGACCCAACGUUGAACUCUCAAAAUGUUACGGUCUUAUGCUGAAGCACUUAAAGUCCGAAGAACUUCACUGGCUCCACCCAGAUCUGACCGUGGGCGAGGUCGAACAACGCUACGAGAGUCAUCACGUGGAGGCCGAGUGGAGGUAUGACCUGAGGAUCAGAUACAUUCCAGUCAAUUUCCUGGAGAAGUUUAAAAAUGACAGAUCCACGUUUCUUUAUUUUUAUCAGCAGGUGCGCAGCGACUACAUGCAGUGUCAUGCCAGCAAGGUCAGCGAUGGGAUGGCCCUGCAGCUUGGCUGUUUGGAGAUCAGGAGAUUCUACAAAGACAUGAAUGCAAAAGGUCUUGAAAAGAAAUCCAACUUUGAGCUGCUGGAAAAAGAAGUUGGCCUGGACCUUUUCUUCCCUCAGCAACUGAUAAACAGCAUGAAGCCUAGGCAGCUGCGGAAGAUGAUCCAGCAAACAUUUCAACAGUAUGCAACCCUGAAGGAGGAUGGCUGCAUGAUCAAGUUUUUUGAGACCCUCAAGACGUUUGCCAGCUUUGAUGAAGAGGUCUUUCCAUGUGAACUUGUGCAAGGUUGGAGUUUGUCUGUGGAGCUGGUCAUUGGAGGAAGGGGCAUUCGCCAACGUUCUCAGAAGGAUUCAGCAGCUUUGUUCCUUACUGACUUCAAACAGAUAAAGAAAAUCCAAUGCUUGCCUCAGACCGAUGAUAAAGCUCUCCUCAACAUCAGCGUCGAAGGCGCCAAACAAAACCUAUCUAUCAGUGUGGCUUCGGUUCCUGUAGCAGAAAACAUGAUGGAUCUCAUCGAUGGAUACUGCCGCCUGGAAAAUGACACAGACGACAGUGUUAUUUACCGACCAAACAAAGAUGCCAAGUCUGCACGGGUGUCCCUACCCGACAUCCCUACAAGCACUGACACCAUCAACUCAUCUAGACACAGUAUGGGUUCGGAUAUUUACUGUGAGAUUCUUGAUGAGAGGCCAAAAUCAGCGGUGAAAUAUGGGAUUGAUAGAAAGGACAUCAUUCUGGGGCGAAUCCUUGGCGAAGGCUUCUUUGGAGAAGUGUAUGAUGGAGUGUACAAAAGAGCCAAUGGCGAGAGGGUCAAUGUGGCAGUCAAGACCUGCAAGGACUGCUCAUCUGACGUGAUGGAGAAAUUCAUGAGCGAAGCAGUUAUCAUGAAGAACCUCGAUCAUCCUCACAUCGUCAGGCUGAUUGGCGUCAUAGAGGAGAAUCCUGUGUGGAUCGUCAUGGAGCUUUACCAGUACGGAGAGCUCGGUAAAUACCUGACUCAGAACCAAAACAAACUGACAAACACAACGCUGGUGCUGUUCAGCCUGCAGAUCUGCAAAGCCCUCGUCUAUCUCGGGGGGUUCAACAUGGUGCACAGGGAUAUUGCUGUUCGGAACGUGUUAGUUGCAAGCCCAGACUGUGUAAAGCUUGGAGACUUUGGUCUGUCGAGAUAUAUCGAGGAUGAAGAAUAUUAUAAAGCUUCUGUUACUCGAUUACCAAUCAAGUGGAUGGCCCCAGAAUCCAUCAACUUUAGACGUUUCACCUCAGCUAGCGAUGUCUGGAUGUUUGCUGUGUGUAUGUGGGAGAUCAUGAGCCAAGGGCAGCAGCCGUUCUUCUGGCUGGAGAACAGGGACGUCAUCAACCAGCUGGAGCAGGGCAUCAGAUUGCCCAAACCAGAGAACUGCCCUCCAGCUCUUUACUCACUCAUGACGCGCUGCUGGUCCUACGACCCCGGAGAGAGACCCAGCUUCACCGAGCUCGUGAUCAAGAUUAGUGACGUCCACAAGAUGGAGAAGGAGCUGGACGUAGAGCGAGAAAGAGACAGAGCGCGCGCCACCAAGUUUCUGGAACCAAAGGUCAACUUUGCAGAUGCUCCCCCCAAGCCCUCAAGGACGAAGCCAAGCCGAUUUGGGAACGCGCUCAGUAUCGGUCUACAUAUUCAGCUGAAUGAAGCCCUUUGUGCCAGCUCACCAGACCUGGCCAGCCCAUGUGAAUACCAGUCCCCGAUUGACUCCAGAAACACGCUCGCUCUGCCGGUCAGGUCCCCCCGUCGCCGCAGUGUGGGGGAGAGCGAGUUUUUUCGGAUGGAGCCAAACAGCAGGGAGGACGCCCAGCGGCUGUGGCAGAGAGAACGGCAAUACAUGCAGGAGACUCUGCGGAUCCAGAAAGAGCAGAUGAUGGAGGAUAAGAAGUGGCUGCAGGAGGAGGAGAGACUCCUGGUGGGAAACAGAGCAUCUUUUGCUUUUGUCGACUCCCUCUCUGUGUCCCUGUGUCCCUCUUCUCACCAGUUCAAUGUUACCCUGGAGUCUGAGUGGAACAAGGCGCCUUUAAAUAGAAUAAAAACUUUUGUCCAACCUCGACGCGCCACUAGCGUUAGACUGAAUGUUCCCCUGAUAACAGUGCAAACGAAAGGCCCCAUGUCUUUAUUCUGUAAAAUGAACCUGCCUGUUCUUUUGCAGGACCCCAUGGGACAAGAUGACUUUCCCAUUGCAGAGCCAAUUGAAGAUGAGAGUGAACAUGCACCACCUGAGAAACCCCCCCGACUCAGAGCACAGGCCACAGCAGAGAUCGACCGUUCCGACGAUAAAGUAUACCAGUACGUUAUGGACUUGGUCAAAGUUGUUGUCCAACUCAAGAAUGACAUCACCGAGCUGCAACCAGAACAAUACAUCUCCAUUGUCAAGUCUGUUGGGAUGGCCUUACGAGAUCUGAUCCGCAGUGUGGAUGAUGUGCUGCCGAGUUUACACGAGUCGAUUCGGACCGAGAUUGAAGGUACCCAGAAGCUGCUCAACAACGACAUGGCCGAGCUGAUCAGCAAAAUGCGCCUGGCCCAGCAGAACUCCAUCACAUCUUUAAAGGAGGAGUGCAAAAAACAGAUGCUGGCUGCUGCUCACACUCUGGCCAUGGACAGCAAGAACAUGUUGGAUGCUGUGGACCAAGCAAGAGUCAGAGCUAAUAUAGCCAAACCAGCUGCACCAGAGUGAACUGCUUUGUUUUUUUCUUUCUUUUUUUUUUUUUAACUGACUUUUUUCUUGUCUCUCUAAAAUAACAUUUGGACCUCAGAGAGUUUGGUUUUGAUAAAUCUGAGCCAAAGUCAGCCUCUGGUUCUUUGGGGAACCAUCGGUGUGUAAAUGAGUGAUGUGUUUAAGUGACACUGUCAAAGUAAAAUCAAAAAUCCACACUAUUUGAUAAGAUAUUUUUAAAAAUUGCAAAAAACGGACUUGCGUGUAAUGAUCUUCAAUGGAAGUCUAUGUUGAGACAUUUAUGUUAAGUUGGAAAUUAAAAAUCUUUGUAAAUACAGAA